Molecule: messenger RNA, 2332 nt
Organism: Lotus japonicus
Lineage: Eukaryota; Viridiplantae; Streptophyta; Magnoliopsida; Fabales; Fabaceae
Exons: 14
Coding region: 32-1918 (628 amino acids)
Cellular component (GO): mitochondrial outer membrane
Source: RefSeq, a predicted model, not a curated record
CCUAGAAUCAAAUUUACCACUCCAAUAUUCAAUGUCUUUGAGGAGAAUACUGUGCACUCAUCGGAGAUGGGUCUUGUUGCAGCCGCCAUCUAAAUACUACUUGUUUAGACCAAAAUUCUGCGAUCAUCUAUGCUUUCAUUCCUUGCCCCCAAAGACCACUGCUAAAGAAGUUGCUUCACAAAGGUGUAGUGAAAGCCUUAAGAGUUCUCAGUUACAUGCUUACAGUUCUGAAAGCGAUGCAAGUAGAAAUAAACAAAACAAGUCUCAGGAAGAUGUUAAGCACUGCAAUGCACAUGAAAGGAGAGAAUCACCCUGUUUUGACAGAAGAGAUGAGUUUAAAAUUGAGAUUUUGACAAGAAUUGUUCCGUGGGAGAAAAUUAACGUUUCUUGGGACACUUUUCCAUAUCCCAUAGAUGAGCAUACAAAAAGUCUUCUGGUGGAAUUUGCUGAUUCACACUUGAGAUAUAAUAAGUUUGCUUCAUCUUUUGGUACUGGCCUUGCAUCUUCAAGUGGAAGAAUAUUGCUUCAGAGUAUUCCCGGCACUGAGCGUUAUCAGGAGAGAUUAGUUAGAGCUCUUGCACAACAUUUACAAGUUCCUUUGUUGGUGUUUGAUAGAAGCAUCCUUACUGCUUAUGAUAUUGAAGAGCCAGAUGUUAGUGAAGAUGAAAGUGAAGAUGCAGAGGCUUCUGCCAAAGCAGUCCUUGAGAAAAUUAAAGCUGCUGUUCAGAAACUUGUCCCAUAUAACGUUGAAGAGUUGCCGAAGGAUAUAUCUGGGAAGGAAGGUUCUCUGGAGUCAGACUCAGAGAAUGAGGAAAGGUGGUCGAGCGACUCCGAUGUUGAGUCAGAUGCUACUGAAAAUGAAGAUGCAGUGGCUUCUGCCGAAGCAGUCGUUGAGAAAAUUAAAGCGGCUGUUCAGAAACUUGUCCCAUAUAAUGUUGAAGAAUCGUCGGAGGAUAUAUCUGGGGAGGAAGGUUCUCUGGAGUCAGAGAAUGAGGAAGGGUGGUCGACCUAUUCCGAUGCCGAGUCACAUGCUAGUGAAAAUGAAGAUGCAGAGGCUUCUGCCGAAGCAGUCGUUGAGAAAAUUAAAGCGGCUGUUCAGAAACUUGUCCCAUAUAAUGUUGAAGAAUUGCCGAAGAUAAUCUCUGGAGAGUCUGAGACUUCCAAGUCUAAUGAUGGCAAGUUCGAUGAUAAAUUUGAAUGUCAACUAAGAAAAGGCGACCGUGUGAAGUACAUUGGGCCAGAUAUUCCAGUUACAGCUGAUGAUAGCAGGCCUUUAGCUAAUGGUCAGAGAGGAGAGGUGUAUGAGGUUAAUGGAGAUCGAGUCUCUGUCAUUUUGGAUAUUAAUGAGGAUGAGCUGGAAAGUGUUGAUAAUAGAAAGCCACCAAUUUGUUGGACUAAUGUUAACAACAUUGAGCAUGAUCUUGAUGCUCCAUCAGAGGAUUGCUACAUAGCAAUGGAGGCUUUAUGUGAGGUUUUACAUUCCGAACAACCACUUAUUGUCUAUUUUCCAGAUGGUUUGCAUAAAUCAGUUCCGAAGUCAAUCCAAAGUGAGUUUUUUCACAAGGUCCAAGAGAAGUUUGAACUGCUAUCUGGCCCCAUAGUACUGAUUUGUGGGCAAAACAAAGCUCAGUCGAAAGGACAAUUACUUUUUUCUAUGAAUAAAGGGCAAAAGACAUCAAAAGAUGGUGAAUUUUACAAGCCCUUUAAUGUGUUGUCUAUACAGCCACCUAAGGAUGAGAAACUACUGGCAAUAUUCAAGAAACAACUUGAGGAAGAUAGGAAAAUUGUGAUUUCACAAAGAUAUUUGAAGAAACUACGGAAAGUUCUCGACGAAAAUCAGCUGUCGUCAGUGGACCUCUUGCAUGUAGAUACUGAUGGUGUCAUUUUGACUAAGCAAAAUCAAGAUAAAUCCAGAUGAAGAUCCAAUUCAGAAAGAGAGUCUUGGCUAAUAUGGGGUUGCUGUCCUUUUGGGUGGUAAUACAAUUUAAGUUUAUUGGACUGUGAUUGUUUGUUUUGGUGGGGUUACUGUCAAAGCUGGCUUUCCAUUUCAAUUGGCUUGGCUUCAUAGGGUCUUUGGCUUUAAUGUUGGGGUUGAUCUAGGACUAGUAGUGGGGAAGGUGCUGUAGGUUUGGGUGUGGUCCGUCUAUUUUGGUUUAGGUGCAGCUAUGUCUGCAGUUUUCUUUUUUCUUGUUCUUUUGGCUUGUUAGUUUUUUCUUGUUUCUUUUCUUCGUAUUGGGUUGAAGUACCCCUUGUACUUCCUAUCAAUACAAUCAUUGCUUAUCUAAAAAAAAAAAAAAUUCAGAAAGAGAGUGAAAUAUCUUUACUUGAAAAA